Colletes gigas is the source of this 4121-nucleotide messenger RNA. RefSeq names its product SCY1-like protein 2. The record is from RefSeq and is a predicted model, not a curated record. Gene Ontology annotation, molecular function: ATP binding; protein kinase activity. Gene Ontology annotation, biological process: protein phosphorylation. The transcript has 4 exons. Bases 314 to 2815 code for a protein of 833 amino acids. NCBI's taxonomy places the organism in Eukaryota, Metazoa, Arthropoda, Insecta, Hymenoptera, Colletidae.
CACACCAACUUCUUUGACUGAAAUUACCACAUGGUAUCAUUAAAUGUGCGUAAAAUUGUCUUUUUGCACGAUAACGUAUAGUGCAUGUCGAUAUAUAAUAUUUGUCUAAAUGUCGAGAAAAAAUCGAAAAUUAAUAAAUCGUUAACCACAAUAAAAGUUUCUGUAAUUAAAUUGAAUUGUUGUGGCAAAAUUUAUAAAAAUAUGAUAUAUUAAAUGUGUAAUUAUUAAAGAUAACCAUAUUAUCAGUGAACUUGUUAACUGUAUUAAUAAUAUCGAUAACUGAAUGAACAGCGAAAAUAAAUCAUAAACCAUAAUGGAUGUGUUAACAAAAUUACGAAAUACUGUUAGCAAUACUAUUUCCAACACCGUUCAAAACACUGCUUACGGUUUAUCUCAAUUGUCAAACGUUCUUCCGGGUAAUCCAGUUACCAGAGAAUUUGAAGUAACUGCACACAUAGCAAGUGCAGGACCAUCGUUGCUUUGGAAAAUUUACAGCGGUUACAAGAAAUCUACGAAACAAGAGGCAGCAAUAUUUGUGUUUGAGAAACGUGUCCUUGACAAAUGUUCAAAGAAUGAAAAAGAAGUCAUUUUAGAAACUCUGAAAAGAGGUGUUGCACAAUUAACCAAAUUACGUCAUCCGCAAAUUUUAACAGUACAACAUUCUUUAGAGGAAUCAAGAGAUAGUUUGGCAUUUGCGACCGAACCUGUGUUAGCUAGUCUAGCUAAUAUUUUAGGAAACCAUGAUAAUUUACCACAACCUUUGCCAUCAGAUUUAAAAGAAUACAAACUGCACGAGGUUGAAAUUAAAUAUGGGCUAUGGCAACUUGGAGAAGGCUUUGCAUUUCUGCAUGGAGAUGUUAAAUUAAUCCAUAGAAAUUUAUGUCCGGAAUCUAUCGUUGUUAAUAGUCACGGAGCAUGGAAAAUUUUUGGAUUUGAUUUUUGUGCUUUGAACCAAAGUAUGGAAGGCAACCAACCUGUAUGGUCGUACGUAGAAUACGAUAUGUCGAAUUCAUCUGCUGUACAUCCAAACUUGAAUUACCAAGCGCCAGAAUGUAUUCUACAAAAUAGUAUUAGCACAGCCAGUGAUAUUUUCUCUUUUGGAAUGCUGGUAUAUGUUUUAUAUUCUCCAACAAAUGAACCUCUUCACGAGUCUAACAACGACUUUUGGAAAUGCAAAAAUUUUCUAGAGAACUUCACCGGUUCGAUAGUAGUUUCUAAACUUCUUCCAAUUCCAGAAACUCUUAAAAAUACUGUGAAAUUAAUGUUGAAUCAUGAUCCUAAAUUAAGGCCGGAUGCUCAUCAAUUUGUUAAGAUCGAAUAUUUCACGGAUAUUGGAGUGAAAACUUUAAAUUAUUUAGAUAAGAUUUUUCAAUGGGACAAUUUACAAAAAUCGCAAUUUUACAAAGGGCUACCGCAGCUUUUAAAGCAACUACCACACAGAGUUACACUGCAUAGGGUCCUUCCAUGUUUAUACAAGGAAUUGAUUAAUCCGCCAAUGAUCCCUUUCAUUUUACCGAGUAUACUAUAUGCAAUGGAGACCAGUUCUGUAGAAGAAUUCAGACAAUACAUAUUACCAAAUAUUAAAACCGUUUUGACGUUAGACGAUCCACCGCAAAUUAAUCUCGUAUUAAUGCAACACGUCGAUUUACUAUUAAAAUUAUGUACCACAGAGGUAAUAAAGACAGACAUAGUUCCAAUGUUAUUACGCGCUUUAGAAUCCGAAUGGGAACAGUUACAAGAGUUGUGUUUGUCUGCAUUGCCUAAUAUCAUAACAAUGAUCGAUGGGCCGGUGAUUAAAAAUGCAAUUUUGCCUAGAAUGAAAAAGAUUUGUUUACAUGGAAAAGGAAGUAACAGUAAAAGUCUUGGAGUCAGGGUCAAUUGUUUAUUGUGUCUGGCAAGAUUGUUACCUAAUUUUGAUCGAUGGUUGGUCCUUGAUCAAGUAUUACCUUUUCUACAAGAAAUUCCGCACUCCGGUGAACCUGCAAUUCUUAUAGCCAUUAUAGGUAUUUAUCGAAUAUUACUAAGUCACAGUAAAUUAGGAGCAAGUAAAGAAAUAUUAGCAACAAAGAUUUUACCAUUUCUAUUACCGUUGUGCGUCGAACAAAAUUUUAGUCUAUCGCAAUACGAAAUUCUUUCAAAUCUUGUGAUCGAAAUGAUAACUAGUGUAACAACAGAGCACAAAGAAGCUUUGAAGCAAUUAGAUGCAAUGCGUCGUGAAACUCAACAGCUCGACGAAGAACUUUCGCAAACUUCUAAUAUUUAUAAAAAGAUGAACUUAACUACCGAUAAUGCCAAUGUAAUUCCCACAAUUCCUGCGCCAAAUACAAACACAAAUGUAAAGCCUGUACAGAUUGAAAAUGGAUUGACAAUGGAAGAUAAGUUUCGAUUAAUUCAACAACAAGAGGUAUAUCAAAGACUGCAAACUCAACAACCAUUAAUGCCAACAGCUAUUCAACAACGUGCAAAACCUCAAAUAAAAGAUUUAACUGAUACUUUAUUACAAUCAAAUUUAGAUCAAUUAAAUCUUUCAAUAUCAAGUUCGAAAUCCAAUCAUUCCUGGAUACCUUCGAAUUCAAAUCCUCAACAAUAUUGCAAUCCACAAGGAAUGAAUGCAAAUCCAACUUGGAACACUAGUACUUGGAUUCCUAAUCAAUCAACGUUAAAUACGACUAUACCUCAAAAUAAUAUCAAUUAUCCUAUGAAUCAAGGAAACUUUUCAACUAAUCAAUUGGAGUUUAAUUCCAAUUUAAAUUCUAAUGCGAAUCAGAAGGUUGAAAACUUACCUUCACAAGAUAUACUCGAUUUGCUUAGUUAAUGAUUUUAAGAGCACAAGCUCAUUUGAUAUUCUUUAUUGUGUAUUAAUAACUAAUAUUUCUUAUAGUAGAAUAAAAUUUCUCCUUUUAGCCUUUUCUAAUUACAGUAAAACCUUCAUAUUCGUGGUUUCCGUAACCGCAAUUUGUUUAAAAAAAAAAAAAAGCAGUGUGGGUAUUAAAAAAAUUUUACGAAAUAUUCCAAAUUACACAAUUUUUAAAGAAUAAAAGUAUCGAAUACGAUGUUUUUAUGAAACGAAGUAUUAAAACUACAUAAAUAAUUAAAGAGACCAUUCUUAGAGACAUUCUUCAGUCUUUGUAGACUUUUCGAAGAGAUUCACAUUCAAAUACUAUUAUACAUACAUGAACAUCACAUGUAUUAUUCGUGUAAUUGUUAUAUGUUAUUAUUGAUUAUUAUCAUUAUUAGUUGUCUUAUUGUAUUUUAUAAGUAGAACCUCAUUAUAGGUAUAUAAUAUACAUAUAUGUAUAUACAGUUACUUCGAACCUAACACCGGCGGAUACGGAAGUUUCACUGUAUGUAUUUGUUACAUAUUUAAUGAAAUUUGAAAUACUAUGGAAAAUUAUGAAAUGUAACAACCUUAAAUUAUUCAUGUGAUUAUCUUAUUUCUAAAAUUGUGUAAAAAAAAAAUUCACAAAUUGUUUAUUUAUCUCGAUAUACAGUUCAAGACCGAACUCGUGGAACAUCGUUCGAUGUUAGUUUAAUGAUAUAAAAUAAUUAAAUAGAGCACGUAUUUGUAUAAACAUUUUUAUUAUUUCAUUUUUAUAUAAAACUUGUGUAUUGAAAUCGAUUCAAUGUUUGAAGUGCAAUGUUGUAAAUAUCUUGUAAAUAUAUAAAAAAAAAGUAUUAAAAAAUAUCAAAUUUUGUACAUUAUCUUUUCUCUGUUUCAUAUUAUGUAAUAAUUGUUGAAAUCAGAAAUGGCACAUGAUUUUAGAAACAAGGUAAUAAUAUUCAAUGAAUGCAAAAACCUACCAAUUGAUGUAUGCACAUAUCUACUAAUGAAUUGAUCACACAUGUUAUUUUUAAUAAUAUGUAUAUCUUCGAAAAUAUUUAAAAUAAGAAAAAUUACUGAAAUUGAAUACAAAAUCUUGCAUUUACUACAAAUUCUGAAGCACAGUGUAGGGUGUGUGUGUGUGCGUGUGUGAAAGUGCGUGCAUGUAUGUGUGCGUUAAUUGGAAAAAUUGAAAAAUACAUUUAAACCAAGAUAUACAUAAAUAAGGGAGGUAAACAUUUGUGUUUAUUAGUAUUGGUAAUGUUUAUUAGUAAAUGUGUAUGAAAAAUCAAAAAAUUAU